CUCGAUUUCUUGGCUUAUUGUUAACUUGGGGCUCUUUGUCCGGUUGACUUUGAGUGUUGCAACUUGUUCGGAUGGCUGCAGUCGAAGAUAUUGACGUAGAAGCUCCUACUACUCCUGCUUCUCAGGCUAUGGCUACUCAAGGGCAACAGGGUCAGCCUCAGAACUGGAGCACUGCGAAAAGCUGCAACUACUGUGGCCAAAAGCCUCGAUACGUCGAUCCACAGACAAAGCAAGAACACCAAUACUGUGGUCAAAAGUGCUCCGAGGCCGAUCAGGCUCGACGAGCCUCUCAAGCGAAACCUCUGCCGCAGGUGCAACACAAGCGCCCUCUGAGCGCGCAGGAAGACAAACCUGGGAUGAUGGACACGCUUCGGGAGAAGUUCGGCUCAUCUGGACCCAAACGAGACAAUAAGCCUAAGACAAGAGCUGAUGAAAAGGCCCAGUGGGUUACCUCGCCCGCGUUCAAAGAACCGGAGAUCGAAAUGUGUGAAGUUUGCGGCCGUAGGCCUAAGUACAAAGACGAGAAGAGGAACAUUACACAUCCUUAUUGUGGGAAGACUUGCGCCGAUGCACAAGCUAAAGCCUCGGGACUUGCACAAGCCCCGUCCUCAGCCCCUCAAUCUGCUGUGAACCCCAAACCUGAUAACGAAAGUAAUGCCAACCCAGCUUCCUCCUCAAGCACAAGCUCUACACCGACCUCCAGAUUCUCACCAGAUGGCGAUCCCACAACCCCUAACAGCACAAAUCAACGCGCAAUUUUGUUCUACCACCAAGGGGCCCCUUACUACGGCUUUACGAACUUCUCUGCCCAUCCAAUCGAGUACCUUAAUCGGGUGUAUCCCACGAGCGAGCACUUGUUCCAAGCGUUGAAGUUCAUGAAGAACGAUCCCGAUAUCGCGGAGGCGAUACGAAAGUGCAAGACGCCUCGGGACGCUUUCGAUGAAGCACACCGCUCACAAUCAAAGGUACGCGGAGAUUGGUUCGAUGUCAACAUCAAGAAGAUGGAGAAAGUACUCUCCCUCAAGUUUCAGCAACAUCCUUCUCUCAGAAAAGAGCUGCUCGAGACGGGAGAUGCGCUCCUAGUAGAGGACUCGGACAUGGACUCUUUCUGGGGAAUAGGCGCGAAUCGACAAGGAAAGAACGAGCUCGGGCGAUGUCUGAUGCGACUGAGAGACUCGAUUCGAGCUUCGCUCGCAGAAGGUUAAAUUCAUCUAUCUUUCUUGUAAGAAGAGCCACUGUGCUGUAUUGAUGGCGAGCAUUUGUACAACUAGGAGGAUGUAU
Molecule: messenger RNA, 1281 nt
Organism: Stereum hirsutum FP-91666 SS1
Lineage: Eukaryota; Fungi; Basidiomycota; Agaricomycetes; Russulales; Stereaceae
Product: DUF1768-domain-containing protein
Exons: 9
Coding region: 72-1205 (377 amino acids)
Source: RefSeq, a predicted model, not a curated record